AGAACACUUUGUAAACAAACACAUGUGGUCAAUAAACUGAUGCAAGCAAGCGUUAUUGUAAAGUGGCUGGUUUACAUGCUGACGUGUCAUUCAUACAAUAAACCCACGUAAGUGAAAAACAAAGUUCACGUGUACAUUUGAGUAUAUAAAGGCCGCGGGAUACAAGAUUGAACAGAACUUUCAUCUUAUUCACAGGAACUCACUGAGCAAACGCAGACAGACAUUUUGCAGAUUUUCGUGAAUCGUGGGACAACAGAAGCAGAUAGCAGAUAUAUUUGAAAUCUGACUUUGACAAUACCUUUAAACCUGAUAUAGUGUAGACUGUACAAUAGAAACACCAACAUGAAGAACAGUUUGUUGGCAAUUUUAGCGGUUGUUGGCAUUUUGGCUGGAUACAACACAGCCAACGCCUGGGGGUCACGGUUUUAUAGACCAUCCGUCUUUGGGUGGCAAGACCCUUUUGACAGAGUAUCAGUAUUUGACUGGGACUGGCCGCAUGCAUCUUGGCACCAGAACUUUGAGGACCUUUUUGAGGACCACUUUGCACCAUUUCAGAUUUGGACCCCAAGAUGGAGGGAUCCCUGGAACCCACAUGAACCUCCACGCCUUGAAAGACGCUGUACUCAAAACAAAAGGGAAGAUCCAGAAAUUGAUCAAAAUGCAGUAGAAGAACCACAAUGGAAUUCACCCAAGAGUAAAUACAAUCAACAUUAUGAGGAAGGCAGAGACGCUCUGGCAAAUGACAGAAAGAGACAGGCUAGACUCAAAAAGUUUGAAUCUGAACAAAAAAGAAUUAAUGAAGAAAAAAGGCAACAGGAACGUUUACGUGAACUGAACUUUCAAAAAGAAAAAGCAGCAAAGCUUAAACAUCAAAAAGAACUUCAGCAUCUGAGAGAAAAGGAACUUCGGGGCAUGCAAGAAGAAAAUGCAAAGUAUAUGCACAACCAAGAGCAACAUCAUAGACAGCAUGUAUUGAAGUCCAGAAAUAAAAACAGCCAUAGACAUUUACAACAGAACCAACCAAAGCCCAGAAGUCUCAGUAAAAAAGAAUCCCAACUUUAUGCAUUAUAUGUAGAAGGUUAUGACCCUGAUGAUAUUACCAUAGAGACCCAAGGAAGGAGUCUGCACAUCUCUGGGCAUCAUAAAUGUUCAUGUGAUGAAAACUGUUUUGAAAGAACCUUUGAGAAAGUUUUUAAUUUACCAGACAAUGUUGACUUAACAAGUUUAAGUACCACAUUAGACAAAGAUCAUGUACUUAAAGUGAAAGGCAGGACUUCUAACCAUGUAUUUGAACUAGUAGAUUCUAGAGUAAGAGUUAUAGGAAUUGGUAUUCCUCAAUCUAGCUCCACACCUUGUUCUCAGAGACAGACUGGAUUCAAGAAACAAGUUCGAAUUAAUAAAAGGACUGGGCAGACCUUUGAGCCAGAACCAUAUGAAAUUGAAACAUCAUUUGACACUCAGCACUAUCAUGAUUUUGAAAAUGAUGAUGAGUCUACAAUUGAAGUAGAGGAAUAUUAUUGACACAGCAUUAAGACUGCCACAAAACUUGCGUCUGUGAUAUAAGACAAUUGAACAUUAAAUGUUGUGUUUUUUGUUUUUUAAUUGAAUUUUGCAAUUUGAUAUUGUGAUUUUAAUUUUUCGAAAUAAAGUUGGGUGUAAUGUAC
Molecule: messenger RNA, 1664 nt
Organism: Lingula anatina
Lineage: Eukaryota; Metazoa; Brachiopoda; Lingulata; Lingulida; Lingulidae
Source: RefSeq, a predicted model, not a curated record